Messenger RNA from Calliphora vicina (urban bluebottle blowfly), 584 nucleotides. RefSeq names its product transmembrane protein 242. Lineage: Eukaryota; Metazoa; Arthropoda; Insecta; Diptera; Calliphoridae. Bases 73 to 495 code for a protein of 140 amino acids. The transcript has 3 exons. The record is from RefSeq and is a predicted model, not a curated record.
UAAAAAAAUAAAAUAAAGGAAAUAUUUUUAAAUAAAAAAAGACAGAUAAAAAACAAUAACAAAUAAAGAAAGAUGAGUGAACCCAAAGAAACCAUAAGUGAUGACAAAAAAUACAGAAUACAAGCGGCCGCAUUUUUAGGUUUAGUAGGAGGCAUAUCGGCACUAUUUGGAUUUUCACGUACCCUAGGAAACGCAAAAAAGUCUGAAUCGAAACUAAUUGAAAAGGGCGGCACCAAAUCACUUAUACUACUGGACGAGGGUUCAGCUUUAGCAAUGAGAGCCUUAGGUUGGGGCACCUUAUAUGCCGUGCUGGGUACGGGAGCUUUUUGUUUUGGCGUUUGGAAGCUGUCGGGUGCUAGAAAUAUGGAAGAGUUUCGCUUAAAAAUGGGCAAUAGUUUGCCAAAAAUUAGCAGCAAUGAACCACCCACUAGCCGUACUGAUUUUGAAAGCUUAACUGAUUUAAUGAAAUAUUUAGCUGCCUGGGGCAAAGAAUGAUACAAAAAUAAUAAUAUUUUUCAUAUACGUUAGGUUUUAUAAAUAACUCUGUUUUAGAAGAGUAAAUACUAUUUAAUUGCAUACAAUCA